This is a messenger RNA of Cucurbita maxima (winter squash), 1327 nucleotides long. Its product is annotated as PI-PLC X-box domain-containing protein DDB_G0293730-like. Gene Ontology annotation, molecular function: phosphoric diester hydrolase activity. The transcript has a single exon. Lineage: Eukaryota; Viridiplantae; Streptophyta; Magnoliopsida; Cucurbitales; Cucurbitaceae. Bases 79 to 1035 code for a protein of 318 amino acids. Gene Ontology annotation, biological process: lipid metabolic process. The record is from RefSeq and is a predicted model, not a curated record.
AAACAUCUCCCUCGACCAAAAUGGCUGGUUUUAAAAAACAUCAUAACUACAAUCAAGGAUUCAUUGAUCAUUCCGGAGAUGGGUGCUCAGUUUUCGAAGCAGGUCGAACGGCGGAAGACUCUCCGAAUAGAGAAGAACGUUCUGGCGGAGCUUAAGGUCACCGCCGGCGAGGAUUUCCCCGGCUCCGAUUACCGGCCACCGGAUAGAAAAAACUGGAUGGCAAAUCUCGGUUCUGAACGGACGCGUAUUCACCAAAUCAUAUGGCCAGGAACUCACGAUUCCGCCACCAACGAUAUCGGAAUUCCCUUCAUCACGCGACCUUUUGCGCAGUGUCAAUCACUCUCCAUUUACCAACAGCUCGUGUUAGGCACGCGCUUAUUGGAUAUCCGGAUUCAAGAAAAUCGCUUAGUCUGCCAUGGAGUCCUCUCGACGUAUAGCGUCGACGUUGUUUUUUCCGACAUAAAGAAAUUCCUCGCCGAAACGCAAUCGGAGAUUCUGAUUCUCGAGAUCCGAACCGAAUUCGGACAUAAUGAUCCACCCGAUUUUGAGAACUAUGUCGUGGAACAACUCGGCGAGUUUUUGAUUCAUAACGACGAUCGGGUGUUUGAGAAGACGAUUGCCGAUUUGUUGCCGAGAAGGGUGAUUUGUAUUUGGAAGCCGAGGAAAUCGCCGCCGCCGAAGGGCGGAGAUCCGCUUUGGGGAGGUGGGUAUUUGAGGGAUAAUUGGAUCGAUACAGAUUUGCCGUCGACGAAAUUUGAUAGCAAUAUAAAGCACUUGUCGGAGCAGCCGCCGGUGACGAAGAGGAAGUACUUUUACAGAGUGGAGAACACGGUGACGCCGAAAGCCGACAACCCAGUUUUGUGUGUGAAACCGGUGACCAAAAGGAUCCAUAAAUUUGCUCGGUUGUUCAUUAAUCAAAGCUUUGCUAAGGGCGUUGCUGAUAAGUUGCAGGUUUUGUCCACUGAUUUCAUUGAUGGGGAUUUUGUGGAUGCUUGUGUUGGGCUCACAAGUGCAAGAAUUGAUGGGAGGGCUUGAGAAUUCGGGGUCGAGGUUCUUCCGUUGAGGGUCGUGUUGCUCUCGUGCUGCUCGUGUUACUCGUUUGAACUAUGUUUAGAUCGACGUUUGUUUGAAGAUUCGAUCAUCUGGGUUUGUGUGUUUUUGUGUCGUAGGGUGGGUGAGGAAGCUUAUUUUUUUGUAUAAUGAUCUGUAAUUAAGUUGGAUUAAGUGUACGAUGAUCGAGAAACGUUCUGGUCUGUUUGUUGAGAGCAUACAUUUUGUUGGAUAUUACUUUAUCUCAUGCACCCUGAUAUAUAUAUCCUUUUAUUAU